Molecule: messenger RNA, 1428 nt
Organism: Apodemus sylvaticus (European woodmouse)
Lineage: Eukaryota; Metazoa; Chordata; Mammalia; Rodentia; Muridae
Product: kinesin-like protein KIF11
Exons: 6
Coding region: 80-838 (252 amino acids)
Source: RefSeq, a predicted model, not a curated record
UAAAACAGAAACAUUAAGGGUUUUCAUAGUAUAUGUUUCACAAUGAUUAUAAAACAUUGUGGUCUCUAUUUAAAAAUUCAUGUUCCAUGCAGCAAGAAUGUUGACUGUUUUCAUGGACAUGAUUCUGUUAUGUAUACCCCAGGGCCAAGUCCAGUCUCAUACCUGUGAGAAUCUCCUGCACUUAGAUGAAGUGACUUCACCUGGGUGGGGCCAGAUGGAGAGAGCCAUGAAUGGAAAAGUAACUGUUCAGGAGAAACAAAUGGUUGAGGUGGAUGAAAAGAUCAGUGUUCUUGAGGAGGAGCUCAGUAAGUUGUUUGGCACAGUUAAAGAAUCCACCAGGGAUGUGUCUGGUCUACAUUCUAAGGUGGGCCGGAAGCGAGCCAUCAAUGAGCACCACGCUGCAGCUCAGGAGAGCUUUGGCAACACCCUCAGCAGCCUGUUUAAUAAUAUGGAAGAGCUGAUCAAGGAUGGCGGUGCCAAACAAAAGGCCAUGCUAGACUCGCAUAGGACACUGUUGAGUAACCUGAUGUCUUCCAGUGUCUCUGCACUAGACACCAUGACCAUGACAGCACUUGGAUCUCUCAUAUCCAUUCCAGGAAAUGUGUUGGCUCACGUCUCUCAGAUCUCUGAUAUGAUAUUGGAAGAGCAGUCAUUAGCAGCACAGAGUAAAAGUGUGCUACAGGGAUUUAUUGAUGAACUUGUGACCAAUCUUUUCACUUCCGUGAAGAUCAUCAUAGCCCCUGGUGUGGUCUCCAUCUUGAACAUAAAUAGGCAACUACAGCAUAUUUUCAGGGCUUCAUCUGCAGUGGCUGAAAAGGUACAUGUUUUAUCUUCUUAAUACCUCAGAUUUGAUAGGUUAUUUUUAAAAACUAAUUUUUUUCCCUCAAAGGUAGAAGAUCAAAAAAGAGAAAUAGACAGUUUUCUCAGAAUAUUGUGUAAUAAUUUACAUGAACUCCAAGAAAAUACAGUUUCUUCCUUGAUUGAAUCACAAAAGCUCUGUGGAAACCUAACCAAAGACCUGAAGACAAUAAAGGAAACCCAUUCACAGGAACUUUGCCAGUUAAGCAGUAGGUGGGCAGAGAGAUUCUGUGCUUUGGAGAAGAAGUAUAAAAACAUCUAGAAACCACUGAACAGUAUUCAAGAGAUUACAGAGCAGUAAGAAAAUCUUAACUUCUUUCAAAAUCUUCUGUAAGCCUGGAAAGAUAUUCAAAAGGAAGAAAGACUUCAGACAGUACAAACAAUUCUGGCUUGCUUAUAAGUAAAUUUGUGACUUUUUGUGUGUGUGUGUGUAUAUAUAUAUAUAUAUAUAUGAAUGAAUAUAUCCUUUUGUGUCCACCCUGAUUUGUUUUUUUUCAGUACAUGAUAUAUUCUAAAUGCAAGUAGAAAGUUCUUAUUACUAAGUGAUUGUCUUUACUCAGCAACAUUUUA